Miniopterus natalensis is the source of this 1156-nucleotide messenger RNA. RefSeq names its product armadillo repeat containing 12 (gene ARMC12). Gene Ontology annotation, cellular component: nucleus. The record is from RefSeq and is a predicted model, not a curated record. NCBI's taxonomy places the organism in Eukaryota, Metazoa, Chordata, Mammalia, Chiroptera, Miniopteridae.
CACCCUGGUUCCUGGCCCUGCCAGAGUUCUGGUUCCGGAAGGCCCUUACCGGUGCCUUGGGCCUAGCUCCCACCUGGGCGCAAGGCGGCGCUGAGGACAUGGGCAGGAGCGUCCAACCAUCUGUGGGGCAGCUGGAGAUCCGCAGAGGGAUAGUGGGCCUGGCCAUCGGCGCUGGGGCCAUCUACCUGUUCUACAAGGCCAUCAGGGCUGGCAUAAAAUGCCAGCCGCCCCUCUGCAGCAGCUCGCCCAUCUGCAUUGCCCGCCUGGCCAUGGAGCGCGAACGGCAGCGGAGGGACUCCGGUGAGCUCCGGAGGCUUCUCAACUCUCUGGAGUGCAAGCAGGAUGAGUUCACCAGGAGCAUGAUCCUGCACAGCAUCACGCGCUGUGUGUACUUGCUGGAGGUCGAGGCCUCUGCUUGUACUACUGACGACAUCAUGUUGGUGGGCUCUAGGCUGGAUGACAAGGACAACAGUGUCAGAAUCCAAGCUCUGAACACGCUUAAAGCUUUCUCUGGCAUCAGAAAAUUCAGGCUCAAAAUUCAGGAGCACUUCAUCAAGGUCCUGGAACUGAUAUCCACCACCUGGGACUCGGAGCUGCACAUCGCAGGCCUCAGGCUGCUCAACAACAUUCCGCUGCCUGACUUUGUGCACCCGCAGCUGCGCCGGGUGAUGCCUGCCUUGAUGGAGAUUCUUCAGUCGGACUGUAUCCUGGCACAGGUACAAGCCGUACGCCUGCUGAGCUCCCUGGCGCAGAAGAACGACUUUCUCUAUGAUAUUCUCAACUGCCAGGUGCACCCCAACUUCCUGAACCUGUUCCAGGCCACGCACCCCGGGAGCCUGCUCUUCGAGGUGCUGGUGUUUGCCGAGCGGCUGAGCGAGGGCCGCAACUCGCCGCACUACCGGGCCGUGAAGUGGCACUACAACGAGCAGUCCCUGCACGAGGCGCUCUUUGGCGACGAGUCCCGACUGGCUGACCGGCUGCUCGCCCUGGUCAUCCACCCCGAGGAGGAGGUUCAGAUCCAAGCCUGCAAGGUCAUCGUGAGCCUGCAGUGCCCCCAGGACGUGAUAGGGCGGCCCUCUGCCUGCCACUCCAGUCAUUCCUACUUUGAUAAGAUGGAAUAAAGUUAAGGAGAGCCAACAAAUGAGUGUGGGGGAGA